Colletotrichum navitas is the source of this 409-nucleotide messenger RNA. RefSeq lists its product as uncharacterized. NCBI's taxonomy places the organism in Eukaryota, Fungi, Ascomycota, Sordariomycetes, Glomerellales, Glomerellaceae. The record is from RefSeq and is a predicted model, not a curated record. The coding region runs from base 94 to 303 and encodes 69 amino acids. The transcript has a single exon.
ACCUGGGUACCCAAAGUACCUUAUCUAGGUAGUAGUCGCUGCUCCGAGGUUCCUCCUACCAUCUUUGACGAGGCGGGAAGGUCCAAUGAAUGAAUGGGCUUGCUCGGAGCUCUGAUGGAUUGGUCUGAGCAUAUCUGUUACUGUUGGGAUGUCCGUUGCGCCUGCCUUCGUUCGCCCUUUCAUACACUACCACCUCACAAAGCAGAAAGCACCGUAUUGUCUCCGCGUAACGACACCACCUGCCAAGCUGGUACGUUUGCAGCCGAGGAUCCCCACCAUCAGCACCGGCGUCAUGUGGGUUGAGUUGCCAGCAAAGCUCUGACCGAGAACUUACACUGCAACUCAAGCAGGCACCGAUUGCACGUUAUACAGGUUGACGCUGCCUUGAUCGGUAGGUCUGUAUACCUAC